UUGUACGACCCUGGGGAGGUGGGUGGCACGGGGAGAGGGAUCGCCCAUUCAAUGGAAUGCAGAUGUCCCUUUAAGGUUUGCCUCUCUCUCUGUGGACUUUAGCCUAAACACGGACUGGAAGCUUGCUUUAUUUGUACAUGAGCACAGACUCUGGGAAUCAGCCAGUUGCAAUUUCAAAGACCGAGAAGGGAGGGGCGAUGUGGCAAUUCAUCUUGGAUGUGAAAAGCGUGGAGAAGACUUAGAGGCAUUUGCCGAAAACACAGGAAAUCACCCCUCGGCUGCUGCUGCCGCUGCCGCCGCUGCUGCUGCCACUGCUGCUGCCUCCGCUGCUGCAAGAGCUCAAGGGCAGCGAGCGCUCCGGCCACAGUUUGUUCUGGGCAGCCUGCAGUGUGUCCCAGCUGAGACUCCGAGCCCUAGGGAGCCUGCCCUGCCUCUCCUGCCAGUGCCAGGCUGGUCAUGGCCCGCCAGCGCUGCACCAGCCCAGGUGUCGCUGUCGCAUGCUGGUUGCUUACCGUGGUCUUGGACUUCUGUGUAUCCUUCAAUGUGGAUGUGAAAAAUGCAAUGACUUUUAGUGGCCCAGUGGAGGACAUGUUUGGAUACACAGUUCAGCAAUAUGAAAAUGAAGAAGGCAAAUGGGUGCUCAUUGGUUCUCCACUGGUUGGCCAACCCAAGAACAGAACUGGUGAUGUUUAUAAGUGUCCAGUAGGGCGAGGAGAGUCAUCACCGUGCAUAAAAUUGGAUCUCCCAGUUUACACAUCAAUUCCCAAUGUCACGGAAGUAAAGGAGAACAUGACGUUUGGAUCCACUUUAGUCACUAACCCAAAAGGCGGGUUUCUGGCUUGUGGGCCUUUGUAUGCUUACAGAUGUGGACACUCACAUUAUACAACUGGCAUCUGUUCGGAUGUUGAUUCCAAAUUUCAGGUUGUGAACUCCAUUGCACCAUCUGUUCAAGGAUGCAGUACCCAACUGGACAUUGUCAUCGUGCUGGAUGGUUCUAACAGUAUCUACCCGUGGACAAGUGUUAUAGAUUUUUUAAAUAGUUUACUUGGGAAAAUGGAUAUUGGUCCCAAGCAGACACAGGUUGGAAUUGUACAGUAUAGUGAAAAUGUGACCCAUGAAUUUAACCUCAAUAAAUAUACAACAACUGAAGAAGUACUCAUUGCAGCUAACCAGAUAGAGCAGAGACAGGGGCGCCAAACGAUGACGGCUCUGGGAAUAGAUACAGCAAGAAAAGAGGCUUUCACUAAAGCCAGGGGUGCCCGAAGUGGGGUUAAGAAAGUCAUGGUGAUAGUGACCGAUGGAGAGUCCCACGACAAUCAUCGGCUGAAUAAAGUCAUCCAGGACUGUGAAGAUGAAGACAUCCAAAGAUUCGCCAUAGCUAUUCUUGGCCACUAUAACCGAGGGAAUUUGAGCACUGAGAAAUUUGUGGAAGAAAUAAAAUCAAUUGCAAGUGAGCCUACUGAAAAGCAUUUCUUCAAUGUCUCUGAUGAAUUUGCACUGGUCACUAUCGCUGAAGGCCUGGGAGAAAGAAUAUUUGCCUUGGAAGCCACAACUGAUUUGUCAGCAGCCUCAUUUGAGAUGGAAAUGUCCCAGACUGGAUUCAGUGCUCAUUAUUCACAGGACUGGGUUAUGCUUGGAGCUGUAGGAGCCUAUGACUGGAAUGGAACAGUUGUCAUGCAGAAAGACAGCCAAAUUAUAACACCGUCAAAUAAUUCCUUUAAUGUUGAGUCUACUAAGAAAAAUGAACCACUUGCUUCCUAUUUAGGUUAUAUGGUCAACUCUGCCACUAUUCCUGGAGACGUGAUCUACAUUGCUGGGCAGCCCCGCUAUAAUCACACGGGUCAAGUCAUUACCUAUAGGAUGGAAGGCCAAGAAAUCAAGAUUCUCCAAACCCUCAGUGGAGAACAAAUUGGUUCCUACUUUGGCAGUGUUUUAACAACAAUCGACGUUGAUAAAGACUCCUUCACUGACAUCCUUCUGGUUGGUGCUCCCAUGUAUAUGGGAACAGAGAAAGAAGAACAAGGAAAAGUGUAUGUGUAUGCUUUGAAUCAGACUAGGUUUGAAUACAAGAUGAGCCUGGAGCCCAUUAAGCAAACUUGCUGUUCAUCCCUCAAGCAUGACUCCUGCAAAAAGAAAAACAAAAAUGAGCCUUGUGGGGCUCGUUUUGGAACAGCUAUUGCUUCUGUGAAGGACCUCAACCUUGAUGGAUUUAAUGAUAUAGUGAUUGGCGCUCCCUUAGAAGAUGAUCAUGGAGGGGCCGUUUAUAUUUAUCAUGGAAGUGGCAAGACCAUAAGGAAAGAAUAUGCACAACGUAUUCCAUCAGGUGGAGAUGGAGAGACACUGAAGUUUUUUGGCCAGUCCAUACAUGGAGAAAUGGAUUUAAACGGAGAUGGACUGACUGAUGUGACCAUUGGAGGCCUUGGUGGUGCUGCCCUCUUCUGGUCUCGAGAUGUAGCUGAAGUUAAAGUUAAGAUGACUUUUGCACCUAAUAAAGUGAACAUUCAAAAGAAAAACUGUAAGAUGGAGGGGAAGGAAACAGUAUGCAUAAAUGCUACCAUGUGUUUUGAUGUCAAACUGAAGUCAAAGGAAGACACAAUUUAUGAAGCUGAUCUGCAAUACCGAGUUACAUUAGACUCAGUAAGACAGAUAUCACGAAGUUUCUUCUCUGGAACGCAAGAAAGAAAGAUUCAAAAAAACAUCACAGUCCGUGGAUCAGAAUGUACUAAGCAUUACUUCUACAUGUUGGACAAGCAUGACUUUCGGGAUUCGGUGAAGGUAUCAUUGGAUUUUAAUCUUUCAGAUCCAGAAAAUGGCCCUGUUCUUGAUGGUGAUCUACCUAACUCGGUGCAUGAAUAUAUUCCCUUUGCAAAAGAUUGUGGAAAUAAGGAAAAAUGCAUCUCAGAUUUGGCCCUGACUGCAACAACCACAGGAAAAGACUUACUAAUUGUUAAGUCCCACAGUGAUAAAUUCAACGUGAGCCUGACCAUUAAGAAUAAAAAUGACAGUGCCUACAAUACCAGAGCCAUUGUCCAGGCCUCUCCCAAUGUCAUUUUUUCAGGAAUUGAGGGUAUUCAAAAAGACAGCUGCGAAUCCAAUCAGAACAUCACAUGUAAAGUUGGCUAUCCUUUCCUGAAAAGAGGAGAAGAGAUAUCUUUCAAAAUACUGUUUCAGUUCAAUACAUCCUAUCUUAUGGAAAAUGUGGUCAUUCACGUAAGUGUAACAAGUGACAGUGAAGAACCUUCAGAGACGCUUUUUGACAAUGAAGUAGAUAUUUCUAUUCCAGUAAAAUAUGAAGCUGGACUCCAGUUUUCCAGCUCUGCAAGUGAAUAUCACAUUUCAAUUUCGGCCAACGAUACAGUUCCUGACGUAAUUAAUUCUACCAAUGACAUCGGAAAUGAAAUCAAUGUUUUCUACUUGAUCCGAAAAAGUGGACACAUCCCCAUACCAGAGCUUAAGCUGAAUAUUUCAUUCCCCAACUUAACAUCAGAUGAAUACCCUGUACUCUACCUAAUUGGAUGGUCAUCUUCUGAUAACAUAAACUGCAGACCAACUAGCCUUCAAGAUCCCUUCGAGAUCAACUUUGGAAAGAAAAUUAUACCAAAAUCUGGAGAACUCAAGCGAGGCACCAUUUCGAACUGCGAUACCUGCAAAUCUGCAACCAUUAUGUGUAAUCUGAUCCCUUCUGAUGUAAGUCAAGUAAAUGUUACAUUCUUCUUGUGGAAGUCAACAUUUAUAAAAGCAACUUUUUCCAGUUUAAACCUGACUAUAAAGGCAGAACUUCAUAGUGAAAACUCAUCACUCGUGUUAAGUAGUAGUAAUCAGAAAAGAGAGCUGGCUAUUCAAAUAUCCAAAGAUCUUCUACCUGGCCGAGUGCCAUUAUGGGUGAUCCUUCUGAGUGCCUUCGCAGGAUUUCUGCUAUUGAUGCUCCUUAUAUUGGCACUAUGGAAGAUUGGAUUCUUCAAAAGGCCACUAAAGAAGAAGAUGGAAAAAUGAAAUUCCAUGCCAGAGGGAAAAAACAGCAAUUUUCAACGAUCUGUCCUCAAGCUUGUUUCAAAUCUGUGACCAGAAAGUAAUUAUCAUCUACAGGGUCACUUACCUUUGUUCUAUCAAGGAAUUAAUCACCUAGGGGGGAAAGGACAGAUCAAGAAUGAUCCCAAAAGACAACCAUAAAUUCCUAUUUGUAAAUUAUCAGGAAGCAUUUUAAAACAAUUACUCAUUUUUGCUGAGUAAUUGAAUUUAUGAUUACAAAGUGUUUUGAAUAGGAAGGACAACCUAUUCAAAUGUGCUUUAGGAAUGAAGGAAGAGAUGUUGUCAGGCUCAUGGAAACAUUUUUGUUUUUUCCUCCAGAAAAAUACAAGUUAGACUUUCUUUCUCUGACCCCAAUGGAAAUCUAGACUUUCAGAGUUUGAACAUGCAUGUACAUGCCAGGAAAGGGCUUGCUUGCUAGGGUCACUUCCCAUCAUGCACAACUGAUCUCAAGGGAAUGGACUUUCUGUAACGUGGACUCGUGACACAGAGGAGACAAAACGUACAAUGAAGCAGGGUCAUACAGCAGGUAGCCUCUGGGUCAACUUCUGUGCAUGGAAAAGUUCAUUUCCCAGGGUGUCUAGAAAGCAAGGUCUCUCCGGCUGAAAUUCUAUCCCAGGUUGAGAAUGAAGCACUGCUAGAAGACAAGCACACUGAAUGGCUGGGGUUAAAAGCUUUUACAGGGCACACUGAACUGGCAUUUUUGAGCUUUCAGAAUCAACGUCAAACUUCAUGGUAGCAAAAAAAAAGCACUUAAAAACAAUUUUUAAUUUUAUGUGUACCUUUAAAAAUGUGAUGUGAUUUGUUCCCAAAGAAUGCAGUGUGAGAGAUAUGAUGAAAUGAGUUUCCGAAAAUGGGAUGUCGUUGGUAAAUGACUAUGAAGUGCCUAUUGCACCUUUGAGAAUCAGCAUUGAGUUUUGAGGGACCCAGAAUUCCCGUUUUCUAAGGUAGCCCAAAGAAGGAGUUCUCUUAGGUCCUUGGUACAGGGUUGGUCCAAAGCAAAAACUAAGACAGGGUUUUUAUUUUAUUUUAUUUUGUGUUUUUUAUUUUGUUUCUUGAGGAUUAUUUUUGAAUACAUUUCUUUUAUUCUGUAAAAGACAAAAUUCCAUUUUAGAAUAAGACUUCACCAAAAAAUGUUUCCAGUGUAUGAGCUACAUAUAUAUAUAUAUAUAUAUAUAUAUAUACACAUGUAUAUGCAUAUGUAUACAUAUAUAUCAAGUAAAUAGAUCACUAGAAACAUAUUUAAAGCAUUUUGUGUUUGAAAGCUGGCAACAACAAGAAGUCACCCCUCCACAUUUAUCUUUUCUUUUGAAGUAAUUUUCCUAAGGAAAAUAGAGUUAACCAGAACACCAGCUGCCAUGGACAAUCCAUUUAUUUUCUGUGGCAGUAACACCAAAUAAAUGAGCGUACAGUAGUUCUAUCAGUCAGUAAACAUUCAGUAAGUGCCUACUGUGUGCCAGGCACUGUGCUAAGUGCUAAGACUACAAAGGAGGGCAAAGGAUAGCUCCAACUAUCAAGGGGCUCACAGUAAAUAUGAAAACAACUGUAUACAAGAAGAUACAUUACAGGAUAAACAGGAGAGAAUCAGUAGAGAAAAGGCACCAGUAUUAAGAAGGAUCAGGAGAGGUUUCUAGCAGAAAAUGAGAUUUUAGUUAGAACUUGAAGGAAGCCAGGAAGUGGAGAUAAGAAGGGUGAGUCUUCCAAGCAUGGGAAAAUAUCCAGAGUCUGGAGAUGGCAUGUCUUGUGCAGGAACAGCAAGGAGGCCAUUGUCAUUGGACCACAGAGUAUGUGGGGAGGAGGGAGGACUAAGGUGUAAAAAGACUGGAAAGGUAGGAGACCAGUUGUGAAGGUCUUUGAAUGUCAAGGAUCAUUGUAUAUUUGAUUCUGGUGAUGAGAGCACUGGUGUUCAUCGAAUAAGGAGGUGACCUGGUCAGAGCUGUGCUUUAUGUGUGAACUACUGCUAUAAAGUACAUUCAAAUUUUAAAACAGCUUUCCAAUUGUUACCACAUCCAAUCCAGUAUGAUUUACUAUAGUAAAAACUCAAUUGACCAGAACCUAGUAAAGAAAAGCUUCAGUUAACCAGAAUUUUUCUAUGGUAAUUUCUAGGGAAAAAUAAAGUGAAUAACAAGAAAACAAGUCAAUAGCAGAUAUUACUGCAAAGCCCCAACUUCAGGGUAUUCCAAUUCAAAGUCAGCCCAGUGUUCUAACAUUUCCAUAUCUAUACCCAUACUAUGAUUAAUACUAAGAUUAAUCAUGCCUUCCCAUCUUCCCUUUCUCACCCCCUAUAUACUUACUGACACCUUCUCACUCCUGUUGCCCAUAGACACAGUCUUUUAAUGGUACCUGGUAACUACUCCCAAAUCUCCACCUUGUCAUUCCUUUCACAUGCCAUCCUUUUACUCCAAGAUUACCACUUCCUUUUGAUGCCCCUUGCUUAUCAAAAUUCAUAUUCCCUCAGUGUUCUGAUCUCAGCUAGUUCUUAGGCAGAAAUCAAACUGAAUAGGAUAAUUAACCUCUCAGCCUCAAUUUCCUCAAUUAUAAAAUGAGGUGGUUGAACUAGAAGACUUCCAAGGUCCCUGUCUAGCACUAUAUCUAUGAUCCUAAUUCAGCCUGAGAUGAUGCUUUAACUUUCCCAUAGAGUGUUUGUGUUUUAAAAGAGAAUGCUUAUUGAUCCAAUGAAAGAAAGUUUCAGUGGCAGGAAUUCAAAUAAUGUGAAAAAUAGUAAGAGAAAUAUUUAGGAUUUAGGCAACUUCCUAUUGCCCCUCAAGGCACACAAAGCAUGUGAUUACCAGCUCUUUCUACCCAGAAAUCUAUACAACCCCAUUUUCAACCAAAGGAGUGGAAACAAAAAGGAACAUCUAUAUAUUAAUAAGAAUUUCUAUUUUCCCAUUUUACUUCAUUAAACUUUAUUAUAUAUGGGAUAGGCCUAGAGACUAGUCCUGUGACUUCAUUGGUAGAGAGAAUUCCCAUGUACACAAACUCCUCCUACCAAUGCAGGGCAACAGGCAGCACCUUUUCUGGAACUUAGAGUUUUAAGAGAGUUGCUUUGAGCUUCAAGAGUUGAAGUAACUUGCCCAACAUUUAUACACACACAUAUAUAAAUACUUGUACACACAUAU
Messenger RNA from Trichosurus vulpecula (common brushtail), 7145 nucleotides. RefSeq names its product integrin subunit alpha 1 (gene ITGA1). Gene Ontology annotation, molecular function: integrin binding. The coding region runs from base 457 to 3993 and encodes 1178 amino acids. The record is from RefSeq and is a predicted model, not a curated record. Gene Ontology annotation, cellular component: integrin complex; external side of plasma membrane. NCBI's taxonomy places the organism in Eukaryota, Metazoa, Chordata, Mammalia, Diprotodontia, Phalangeridae. The transcript has 29 exons. Gene Ontology annotation, biological process: cell-cell adhesion; cell adhesion mediated by integrin; integrin-mediated signaling pathway.